CGAGCUAGACAGUGAGCGGAGCUGCAGCCUGCCAGCCCCCACCUUGUGCAGCACAUCACACUCCUCGAUCUCUCCGUCCGUCGCACUCUCCUCCUCCACCAAACAUGGCCGGCAAGGACAUCGCCGCCAUGGCCACCACCCGGCCCAAGAGCGUGGCGCGGCGGCUGUGGCGCGUGGUGCGUGCCGUGCUCUUCAUGCUGCGCCGCGGCGUGCUGCCGACCGGCCGCAAGCUUGCCAUGGACCUCAGCCUCCUCCUUCGCCGCGGCAAGAUCGCCGGCAAGGCCCUCGGCGGCCUUGUCAGCUUCCACCACCCUCGCGCAGCCGCCGCGAGGUCGAGUUCAGCUGCAGCAACACCCCGUUCCGACGAGGACGCCUGGUACUACGGCAACUACGACGCCGCCGACGUCGCCAAGGUCUUCGAGAUGCUUAACGACGGCGGCCACCUCUUCGACGACGACGCGCUCUUGGCGGUGGCGCCGGCCACCGCCACGCCGUCUCCCGCGCCGCGGUACUCGUCCAGGAAGCUGCGCGUCACCGACUCGCCGUUCGCGACGAGCGACAGCGACUCAGCGAGCGAGCAGCAGCAGGUGGACAGGAAGGCUGACGAGUUCAUCAGGAGGUUCUACGACCAGCUGCGCGCGCAGAGGAGCCGCGCCGCCACACCGGACAGCUACGGCUACGCCGCCGGCUCGUACGCCGGAUACUCUCCACGGCCGGUCGCCGCUGGCAUCGCUUAAUCCAGAUCCUUGGCUUAGAGGAGGGAGAGCGAGGCGGCCAGCGGUCGCCCGGCCGGCAGGAGGGUCUAGGCAUGCCGCAUGCAUGAGUCUCUACGUUCACCAGUACAUGUCGAUGUUUAAUUAAGAGAGAGAUUUUGCUGCCUUCCCCGUAGAGUUUUCAAGCAUCUUGCUUAAACAAUACAAGCUGUCGUUGAUUCUUGACCCGCUUCCAUGAAUCCUUCCAUGUUUAGAUUUGGAUUUUGUAAACUUUAAGACUGUAAUUCAAGAAA
Molecule: messenger RNA, 1006 nt
Organism: Lolium rigidum
Lineage: Eukaryota; Viridiplantae; Streptophyta; Magnoliopsida; Poales; Poaceae
Exons: 3
Coding region: 105-737 (210 amino acids)
Source: RefSeq, a predicted model, not a curated record